ACAAUGGCUCUCCAUAACCAUUUCUGUACCCUCCGUUCGUUUUUAGUGGACAGUUCAAUGGAGAUUUGUGCACAGUUCAAUGGAGAUUUGCCUCGCACAUGAAUUUCUGAUGCAAUCCCCCGCGAUGCCUAGCCUAUAGACUAGGCAUGCACACGCACUCGCGCGAUAUCGACCACACAUGUGUGUAAAACCGGUAAUCCAAUCUAUCUGCAUUGCAUGCAUUGCACUAUUGAACAAACCAGCUGUGCUGCGGAAUAGGAACUGGACAUUUGACAAGUUACUAUAGAUCUACUAGUUGUUGUGUACUAAUUAUCACAUCAGUAGAUUUGCAUCUGUAUUUCAACAUUCUGAAGAAAAGGGAGAGAGUUUCUUUUAUCUAGUAUUAGUACCGGUAUUAUUAAUAUUAGUAAAAACGAAGCUGAAAAGUCGGAGACAGAAACGAAGUCGAACUCGAAGAAAAUGACGGACGAAGUUCAGGAAGACAAUGAAGCGAUCUUUGAUCCUUCUAUGAAGAAGAAAAAGAAGAAGAAGAAGACGCCCUUUGAUUUAGAUGCUGCCCUCGGUGGUGAAACUCAGAAUGAGGAAGCUGAUGCACCGGCAGCAGCAGCAGAGAAUGUGGAUUCAGAGACAAAACCAACCGAGGAGACGCAAGGGGAAGGAGAGAAGAAGAAAAAGAAAGAAAAAGCAUCAGCAGAUAAUUUCGAUGAACUUGACCUGGAAGAUUUCACAGCGUUGAAAAAGAAGAAGAAAAAGAAGAAGACGGCUUUUGUGAUGGAUGGUUUGGAGUCGGCCUUACCAGAUGUGGAUGAUAACACCAGCAAAGAGCCGGCUGAGGAAGACGCUCCCAUGGCACUGGAAGAUAUGCCAGAGAUGGAGGAUCUAGAUAUCACAAAACAGAAGAAGAAGAAAAAGAAAAAGAAGAAGCGAAUCGAAGACUUGGAUGGAGAUGAUGUUGUCGAACCUGUCAUUGGAAAAGAAGAUGAUAAUUCAGAAUUAAAGGACACAAGUGGUACAACGUGGGCUGGAACAGAACGUGAUUACACAUAUGAUGAAUUACUAACGAGGGCAUUUGACAUCAUGAGAUCAAAGAAUCCCGACAUGGUAACAGGAGAGAAGAAGAGAUUCAUCAUGAGGCCUCCUCAGGUCGUUAGGAUUGGAACCAAGAAAAGCUCCUUUGUCAACUUCACAGAAAUUUGUAAAAUGCUUCAUAGACCCACAGAGCAUCUGCUCAACUUCUUAUUAGCCGAGUUAGGGACGAGCGGGUCCAUAGACGGAAAUAACCAGCUCAUUAUCAAAGGUCGCUUCCAACAAAAACAAAUGGAAAGUGUACUCAGGAGAUAUAUUAAGGAAUACGUAACGUGUCACACGUGUAGAUCGUCCGAAACCUUCCUGCACAAAGAGAAUCGGCUUUUCUUCUUACAGUGCGAGAGGUGUCAAUCACGGUGUUCUGUCGCUAGCAUCAAGUCCGGUUUCCAGGCCCUUACAGGCAAAAGGGCACAAAUGCGUGCCAAAGAAAAAUAGUAGGGUUUCUUGUGUUUGUAUGUAUAGAAACGUUGUCUUUAUAUCAAUGUCAUCCUUUACUGUAUGCAUAGAUAGGUAUGUUACUCUGAUACACAUCAUGCACGUGAUCUCUACUUCUCUGUAUUUUUAUUCAAAACCUUACAAGCUUGUAUGAAUAAUUUUUUCCUUCUGUGUUUUCUUCUGAUAUUUACCCAUAAAGACAAAUAGUGAUAUAAUAUUUCAGUUAUUUAAAAAAGAGAUGUUUGUCCUGUGUCCAAACCAGUAUGGUUUCGGUAUAACUAUACAUAAUUCUUGAAAGCAAUCAAAUUGUUCUGUUAGUGGUAUUGAACGAGGCUGGUGUGACCUUUAAAAACUUCAACAUACAGGUGGCUCUGCCCAAGUUGAAUCUAUUGGGACCAGAUUGCAAAGCAUGUAUUUAAGCCAGGGCUGGACAUUAGCAAUGGCCCGGUGGCCUGGGGCAACCUAAAUUGAGAGUCGGUCCACCAAAAUUCUGUAAAAGCUCACACUUGGCCCGGUUUGGCUACCAAAGUUUUGCAAAAUUGAAAUGUUUUCUAUUGUUUCAGGGCCACCGCAGUUGCUCUGCGGGCCACCAAAAAUAUGAUAUUGAUGAUUUUGGUGGACCGAUUGGGCCACCAAGAAAAAAAGUUAGUGUGGAGCCUUGAUUAAGCAAUAACAUCUAAAUGUUGAAUUUAACCUAUUGUUAUUGAUACAUGUUUUGCAUAUUCUGGUCUGAAAUCAUGCUUUUGAGUUAAGGCAUUAUUUGACUUAGAGAAGGUAGACUUGAAACCAUCAUUUGCGUUAGGCCAUUACUUGUCUUUAAGGGGUACUCCAGGCUGAAAAUAAUACAAUUGGAAGAGAUAAACAAAAAUUAGACAAGGAAAACACAGAGAAUUUGUUCAAAAUCGGACAAGAAUUAACAUAGUUAUGACAUUGAAACGGUUCUAUGCAUAUCGUCAUGAAUAUUUAUUGAGCAAACUGGUGAUGUCAUAUCCCCACUUGUUCUUAUUUAUGUUAUUGCAUUAAUUUAUGUUUAUUCUAACUUGUGAAAGAAUAAAAAAGAAUGGAUUAAAAUCUGAUUUAAUGUCUUAGAUAUUCAUUGCUGCAAAUUAUUAUUAUUAUAUUGUAAUGGAGGCAUAUCAUACACACAUGUAUGAAAAUAUGAAAUUAAAAUGAUUUCAUGUAAUAACAUAAGAAAAGGGAAAAUGGGGAUGAGACAUCAUCAGCCCAACCUAAUGAAUAUUCAUGAUGCCAUGCAAAUAACUGUUUUCACAAAAUAUUGGUGAAUUUUGAAAUUCAAUAACAGAUUUAUAUUAAAUUUUCAGUGAAUUUUUACUCUUUUUUUUUUUAGAUAUAAUUAUUUUCAGCCCUGAUUAUCCCUUCAAUGAAGGUCAAUAUUUAUUGUCUCUCAUUAGUCAUUUUGUGAAUCAGGGUUUUUCUUUCUCAAACUUUCACACAUACAAUCAGAGUAGACAGUAUCAAAGAAAUGACCCCCCAUGUGCAUGUUGUGUUUAUCAUUUUGUCCAUGUUUGUGUACACACGUCGUCCUGUAUUUUUAUGCCUUUUCUCUUUUCAUUCUUAAAGCACCGUCAGGAUGCUCUCAAAAUUCUAUUAAUUUGUGACAUUUCUCCGUUAAUGGAAAUAUGGAUUGUUAUAUCCCUUAUUGCCAAGAGAAAGCAUAUGCAUGUUUGUAAGUAAGCAAUUAGUGGACUUACAGCUAUACACCAUCACCAGGGGGCUUGAUUGUGAAGGUAGCUAGUAUAUGGAAAUUUGUUACAACACCAAGUCAUAUAAAAACUCUGCUUUAUAAAUAGGCUUUCCGUUCUCAUUUUGAGUACAUCUCCUAUUGUGCUAUGUUUAAAGGUCAAGUCCAAUUCAGAAAAAUUUUGAUUUUCAUCAAAAGAGAAAAAUCAGACAAGCAUAAUGCUGAAAUAAGAAAGUUAUGACAUUUUAAAGGUUCUCUUAUUUUUCACAAAAUAGUUAUAUGCACAAAUUUGUCACAUGCAAAUGAGAGAAUCAAUUAUGUCCCUCACUAUUUCUUUUGUUUUUUAUUGUUUGAAUUAUAAAAUUUUUCAAAUUUCACAGAUUUGACAAUAAGGACCAACUUGACUGAACCAUAAAAUGAUAUCACAAUGGUUCAGGGAGAAAUAAAACUUUGUUUCACAGGACAAUGAUGAGAAAAUAAGAAUAUUUCAUAUAAUGAAAUAUAAAAGAAAUAGUGAGUGAGUGAUGUCAUCAGUUCCCUCAUUCGCAUACCAGCCGGAAUGUGCAUAUAACUAUUUUGUGAAAUUGAGUGAAACUUCAAAAUGUCAUAACUCUCUUAUUUUACAUCCGAUUUUGAUGAAAUUUUCAGUGUUACGCUUGUUGGAUUUUUCUCUUUUUAUUUGAAUCAACAUUGUGUUAAGGUGGACUUAUCCUUUAAAGAAGUCUUCUAAUCUAUAAUUUUUUUAAAUAAAAUUCUAGUUGUCCUAUUUCAUGCAAGCAGUGAUUGUAUUGCACAUAUCUCACCAUGUAGCUACAAACUGUCUGUUGAUAAUGGGAACACCAGGAAAGUCCUAAUGUUAGAGAAAAUCAAGUUCAACUUAGCAGAUAAAUUUAUACUUUGAUGUCCAAUGAUCAGUUCUAAUUUUACAAUAAUUUUAAAAUUUAUGAUUGAUUUUUCUCAAUGGAAACUUUACUUGUUAUAUAUUGCAAGGACAAAAGCCAUGAUUAGACCAAAUGGGCAUAGCAUAACUGGAAAUUAGACAAACUGCCCGGUGGGCUUUGUGGCAAUGAACUUGUAGAAGAAAUGGGAGUAGACCAAGUAGCGAUCCAGGGUAUUACCCUAACUUGUAUAUGUUUCACCCCCAAAAUGCAUCAUGCAAAUAUAUGUUUACAGACUUAUUUGCUAAUGCUAUACAGUAUAUCAUUUGUGAGCAAGGUUGCAAAGUACAUUUUCUUCAUUAUUUUCAACUGUGUUGUCUAAUUGUACCCAUGAAAACAUUUCUAACUUUUGAUUGUUUAUUGUGCAGAACCAACCACUCAUCCUGGAUAAUCAAAUACUUUUCAAAGAUCAGUUAUAUUCUCUGUAGAGGAUGUUGCCUUUUCUUUAUCUCAAGUUAGUCAUCUGGGCCCCGUAACUCAGAGGUUAGCGAUUAAUCACGAAAUGAAAUGGCCUAUCAAGAUCACCAUUGCAUGCACAUUUUGCUCUGUAGACUGACUAGGAACCAAUCAGAAUUGUUCUUUCAACUUGGAGAUUAAUCGCUAACCUUUGUGUUACUGGGACCUGGGUUUCAUUCCAUACCAGGUUUUUUUUUUCAUUUGCAAGAAAUAUGAAUCAAAUCAUGAUGUGGUCUUGAUAGAUUGAUUAAAUUUUGAAGAGAUUUCAAUUUGA
Molecule: messenger RNA, 4891 nt
Organism: Lytechinus pictus (painted urchin)
Lineage: Eukaryota; Metazoa; Echinodermata; Echinoidea; Temnopleuroida; Toxopneustidae
Product: eukaryotic translation initiation factor 2 subunit 2-like
Exons: 8
Coding region: 460-1521 (353 amino acids)
Biological process (GO): formation of cytoplasmic translation initiation complex; formation of translation preinitiation complex; translational initiation
Cellular component (GO): eukaryotic translation initiation factor 2 complex
Molecular function (GO): translation initiation factor activity; translation initiation factor binding; mRNA binding
Source: RefSeq, a predicted model, not a curated record